Anolis carolinensis (green anole) is the source of this 1803-nucleotide messenger RNA. RefSeq names its product THUMP domain containing 2 (gene thumpd2). The transcript has 10 exons. NCBI's taxonomy places the organism in Eukaryota, Metazoa, Chordata, Lepidosauria, Squamata, Anolidae. The record is from RefSeq and is a predicted model, not a curated record. Bases 16 to 1632 code for a protein of 538 amino acids. Gene Ontology annotation, biological process: tRNA methylation. Gene Ontology annotation, molecular function: tRNA (guanine) methyltransferase activity; RNA binding.
CUGCAUGAGAGGAAAAUGGCGGGCGUGGCCUGCAGGGGGCGAUAUGAUCCCAAGCUGAGGAAGGGAAUCCAAGAUGGCGGAUUUGCCAGUGGCGGUGUCCGUUUCGAAGGGAGAGAAAACCCGGCCUGGUACCAUCUUGGAAAACUCCUCGGCCCGAUUUUUUUGCACGGCGGGUCGCGGGAUGGAGCCCUUCUUGCUGAGGGAGGUACGGACGCGGCUGGGCGCCACGGAGAAUAUGUAUCAGGAAAAGUUUUCUUCACCACUGGUGCUGACUUGGAUACGCUGAAGAAGUUGAAGUCUGCUGAGCGGUUAUUUCUGCUACUGGACAAAUACCCUCCACUUGCAGUCUCUAGAAACAAAGGAAAAGUGGUCCAUGAUAUUCAGAAUCUUGUAAAAGAGAAUCCCAGUUGUUGGCUGGAUAUUGUUGCUUUUUGGAAACAUCUUCAUGAUCAGGACUCAAACCCAGAAGUCCUGCCUCAGAAAUGUCCCAAUUCCCAAAAACGGAAAUUGGAAGAUGAGAGAAAUAUCAUCAAAAAUAAAAAACAGAAGAGUGACCCCGUACUAGAGAGAGUUCCUGCAGAAGGUCAAGUUGAAAAACAGCAAAGAUGUGACAUAUCAGAGGCUCAUAAGGACAGUGACGUGUCCCAGGUCUCACCUUUUAUAGAAACAGCUCCUGAACAUCUCCAAGAAAAGCCUCUUGAGAGCAACAGCUACUUUAGUUUCAGAGUAUCUUGCCGCUGUAGUGGGCUGCUUGCGAAAACAUUUACGGCACAGGAGAUGGGGAGAAUAAUUGGAAUAGCUCUUAUGAAAAAUUUUGGAUGGAAAGCAGAUUUGAGACAUCCUGAUAUUGAGAUCUUUGUGCAUCUAAAUGAUAUUUACUGUAUCAUUGGGAUACCGGUUUUUAGACUUCCCUUGUCAAACCGAGCAUAUAUCAGAACUAUUGGGUUGCGAUCUACCAUUGCUUGGGCUAUGGUGUCCCUUGCUGAAAUCAAGGCCGGUGCAUUUGUGUUGGAUCCUACUUGUGGUUUAGGAACAAUACUUUUGGAAGCUGCAAUGGAAUGGCCAGAUGUAAAUUACUUGGGGACUGACAUAAGUGAUGCACAGUUGCAAGGAGCCUACACAAAUAUUAAAGCAGCAAACUUAAUGGAUAAGAUUCAGUUACUGAAAGCUUCUGUGACAGCAUUGCCAUUGCCUUCAGAAAGCAUUGAUGUUGUUUUGGCGGACAUCCCCUUUGGAAAAAAGUUCAAAAUAACCAAAGACAUGGAGUUACUGCCAGAUGUUUUUCAAGAACUUGAAAGGGUGCUCUGCGCUGGGGGAACUCUGGUGCUGUUACUUAGUAGAGAGUUGUAUAAGUGCCUUGCUCAUGGCAUUAACAGUGGUCCUGAAUCUGAGAAUCACAUCUCUGUAGAAGUUGCUAAUGACUGCACCCAGAGUGCCAUGAUAUCAAUUAAGUCAAGUCGCAAAGACAAAGACCCUAGCCUUGUGAAUGAAGUGAAAGAACACAUCACCAAUCAUCAUAGAACAGCUUUUGGCUCUCUGGUGCUAGUAGAAUCCUUUGAAGUUAGUCUUGGUAAAACAGAUGCAUUUAUAUGCAAGUAUAAGAAGCCAAUUGCAACCCCUACAAAGAGGUAACAACAGCACUAGACAAGAGAGCAUCAAAUGGUCUGGAGCAUGCUCUAAAAUCAUAUAGAGCCAGGAAAGCUAGGCAUGGGUGAAUCUGAGCAUGGCAGUCAACAGUACACUACUUUCCACAUUGCAAAUGGUUCCUGAAGGCCUAUCGAGUCUUGCCUGAAACCACAAAAA